Molecule: messenger RNA, 1323 nt
Organism: Papaver somniferum (opium poppy)
Lineage: Eukaryota; Viridiplantae; Streptophyta; Magnoliopsida; Ranunculales; Papaveraceae
Product: eukaryotic translation initiation factor 4E-1-like
Exons: 6
Coding region: 153-836 (227 amino acids)
Biological process (GO): translational initiation
Cellular component (GO): cytoplasm; eukaryotic translation initiation factor 4F complex
Molecular function (GO): translation initiation factor activity; RNA 7-methylguanosine cap binding
Source: RefSeq, a predicted model, not a curated record
UUCAGUCGAACAAAAUCAAACCCAAGGGUUUCUGGUGUUUCUUGAAGAGUUUUCCAGAUUCGUGCUUUGUCUUCCAGAGCAACAAAAAGAUCGAGUAAUCCUACAAAACAUAUAGAGAUAUUGUUAGUGUGUUGUGUAAGUAAGAAAAAGUAAUGGCGUUAGUCGAUUCGAUUGCAGGUCUUAGUUUAGAAGAGGAAAUUAGGGCAUCAUUGAUUGUGGGUGAAGGAGAAAUCGAAGAAGGUGAAAUUACUGGAGAUGAAUCUGAUCAUUCCACCUCUCCAAAUACAAUAAUUCCUCAUCAGCCUCAUGUUUUAGAACAUUCUUGGACUUUCUGGUUUGAUAGUCCUGCUGCUAAACAAAAGCAAUCUACUUGGGGUAGCUCCAUUCGACCUGUUCAUACCUUUGGUACUGUCGAGGAGUUUUGGAGCCUAUACAAUAAUAUACAUAAACCAAGCAAGUUAGCUGUUGGAGCAGAUUUUCAUUGCUUCAAGCACAAAAUUGAACCAAAGUGGGAAGACCCUAUAUGUGCAAAUGGAGGGAAGUGGACCAUAAGUUUUCCUAGAGGGAAAUCUGAUACAUCCUGGUUGUACACGUUGUUGGCUAUGAUUGGGGAGCAGUUUGAUAAUGGUGAUGAAAUAUGUGGAGCUGUUAUUAAUGUCAGGGGUAAGCAGGAGAAAAUAUCUAUAUGGACCAAAAAUGCUACAAAUGAAACUGCACAAGUGAGCAUUGGGAAACAGUGGAAGGAGUUUCUUGAUUACAAUGAGAGCAUAGGAUUCAUCUUCCAUGACGAUGCUAAAAAGGCAGAGAGGUUCGCCAAGAGCAAAUAUACAGUUUGAGCAGAGUUCCUUCGUCACCCUUCUGUUCAAGCUAAUACUCAAGUGGAUGAUGGUGUAAUACGCUGAUUUUAGCAGCGGUUUUUGUUGGAAAUGUCAUUUUUUCUUAUGGUAGUCUCAUCUCUGCUGUUUUGGUUGAUCUGAUCUACUUUCUGGUGGAAAAGGAUUUUUGCUGUAUAUCCCAGUUAUGUCUGAAAUAUGGGAUUAUGAAUGUUCUUGACAUAGAAUCAAAACAAAACAAGUUCUGUUACAUUUUGAAUAGAUAUAAGUAACACCUUUUAGUUGGGAUUUUUCUUCUGAAGUAAAGGGUAAUGUCAAGUCUUCAACUUUUUUAGUUUACAAUAGCUUCGUACACGUGUUUUGUUGUGCUUGCAUGUGCGUGUCAAAUUCGAUAUUUUGUGGCACUCGGUAUGUUUUAUUAUUUUGAUUUUUCGUUGUAAAUUUGGGAUUGUUUUUUAGUGAUAUGUAACUGUUUAAGUAAUUCCAUCAA